Messenger RNA from Durusdinium trenchii, 8062 nucleotides. The record is from the annotation of a GenBank genome assembly. Lineage: Eukaryota; Dinophyceae; Suessiales; Symbiodiniaceae.
CCUGCUCUUGUUGGGUGGCUUUUGCAUGCUGCUAUUGCCCCCUUCGCCGUGCUUCGCAGCCACAGCAAAGCUUUCAGAUUUGCACCAGAGCCAUGUUCGAGGGAAUCAUCAACAGUUUGCUGGAGAAAUACUUGGCGCCAUAUUUGGAGAACAUGUCCUCAACCAAUCUGCGGUUCCGCCUUGGAAAGAUGAGCGCCAAGAACUUGAAGCUCAAGAGCCACCUGUGUGCUCUUCUGGGCUUCAGUGAGCUUGAACUACAGGUUGGGGAGCUGAAGGUGUUGGACAUCGAAGUUCCUUUCCUUGCUCUAUUCUCCGGGGACAUCAGCAUCAAAGUGCAGAACCUUGAGGUGCACGCCAUAGUCCAGAAAUCCACCAGCAAGUCAGCAAAGGAGCGCUUGGCGGAGCUGCGGCAGACGCGCUUGGACGCAGUUGAACACAAGGCUGCCCAACAGAUAGAGGUUAGAAAGCACCAGAAAGUCGUAGAAGCUGCAAAGCAAGAAGGUAAAGAUAUAGAUGCCGGGAUGGUUGCCAAAGUUGCACGGCAUUUCAUAUCCAAUGUGAAGAUUGAGAUGAGCGAACUUUCGUGCCGUGUGUCGGACCCCGAGAGUGGCGCCCAUGUAGCUGUGGACCUGGGAGAGCUUUUUGCUCAAGCUCCGACGGAGGAGGAGGUUCUGAAAGCGACGACAACACAGACGGAUGUUGAGGUUUCCAGAAGUACUUCCAACUUUGACGUGGAUGGAGCACGCUUCACCAAGGCGAUUGGUUUCAACAACUUCUACGUCAAGGGUGGCUACAAAGUCUCCUCCAACAUGAUCUCUUUGCAUCGGCUGCAGCUGGUUCUCCUUGCCGGGCCCGGAAAGAUGCAAGCGGAGAUUGAUUUUGGCCUUCCUGAAGGCCGUGAUGGUCGUCCCAAACCUCCUGAUGAAGUGACCUUGACAGGGGAGCAAAUCACGGCCUGCAUCAUGCUCUCAAAUGCUCUUGGCGAAGAGAGCAAAAGAUUGCAUGCGCUUCUCAUGCCACCAGGGGCAGAGCGAAUGGUGAACUUGCACACGAAAGAGGGAAUCAAGAAAGCCGACCGAGAGUAUGUCGCACUCUCGACCAGAUAUUACCGCAAGGAGCUGCUGGAAGUUGUGUCCCACAAAAGAUUGCAAGAGCUGGAAGAAAGUGAGCAGUGGCGCUUGCAAGUGAUGCGAGACGUUGUGCCACUGCCAAUGCAAGCUGAAUGGUUUAUGCCCGUAAUGGAAGAAUUGCAGGAGGCGAGAAAAAGGGAUGCAAAGAAGGAGGCAUCCUGGCACAACAAGAUGCUCCAGAAGUGCUCCUGCUGGAGUGAGGAUACCAUGCAGAAAGAUCCACAGAGGAUGAUGAAGGAGCUUCAUGAGGAGGCGGAGGGGCUCAAAGAUGUGAUCGUUCCGAACGACUUUAGCCUGGAACUCCAGAUCGGGAAGCUGAUUUUAGAACUUUAUGACCAAGAGGACCAACUUUUACAGGUUACGUUGAACACCGCUGGGUUGGUUGCAAACGUCAGCCAGAAGGUCGACCACCGCGGAGAGCAAAGUGCAGAUUGGGAUUUUAGUUUUGUUCUGCAGUCUUUCAGCAUUGGCAUCAAUCAUCAGUAUGAUAAUAUGCUGCGAUUCGGCACGGCGAAUGACAAGCCUGCCUUCAGAGUAAAUCUGGACAACAGACUGGAAGAAACCAAAAACGUUAUUGCUGUUAGCCUUUCCAUGCAGCCCCUUGAGCUGUUCUUCCAUGACUCUUUGAUUCGCAGUCUUCGAAAGCUACAAACGGACAUCAUUAGGGCGACAAAGCAGGAACCAAGUCAAGAGGAGAUUAAGCCCAAUGCCAAGAUGCAAGAUAUAGUCCAGCAGAAGAAGACGGAGGAGGAAGAAGAGGUCCUCCAAAGCUAUUACGCAAUGGGCAAGGCAUGGAUGGAAACAAGCGCAGGCAAAGAUAUGCUAGAAGAGGCAAAGAAAAGGACUCCAGAUGAGCUGGAACUCUCUGUGGAGCUUCAAGCACCGCGGAUCUACUUCCCAGUUCUCGGCAAGGCCGCAGUCCAUAUAUCCCUGGGUGUUUUGACGGCGGAAAGCAAAAAACCCUUUACAAUGGAGUCUGGUGAGCUCACUGUUCAACUGCAUCCGGCAGAGCGAGAACCCUUAUUGGCAGUGCUGACCCGGCAGGGUGUAAAGCACCCCAUGAUCGCGUCGAGGCCCCUAAUCACCACGCUGGCUUUCGAUGAUAGCUGCGCGCGUGUUGUCGUGCAGCUUGAAUCGAUGGAGAUCAAAGCAUCUCCUGACUUGAUACAAAUUCUGGCUACAAUUCCCAAAGUGCUCCAAGAAGCCAUGAAGAUAGAGGAAGAAGUGGAGGUAUUGGAGGAAGAGGUGGAAGAGCUCCAAGUGGUGCCGAAGCCCAAAGCAAAGCCCGCCAUACAAGCACCUGUAGAGAAGGCCCAUGAGGACUCACCCUCAAGACGAAUAUACCAAUUCCUGUUGGACGUUCAGAACAUUGGGAUCAUGCUUGACAGUGACAUAGACCGGUCUGCUCCGGUUCUUCGUGUUUUCGCCGCCCUGAGGUCCGUGGAGGUUUGCCAGCAUGGCAGACAAAUACACAUGCCUUUGGAAACCUUUGCUUUGUCAGCAGGCGGCCCCUGCAAACAGAUGAUGCGGGUCAAAGCCGAUGGAUUUAAUUUGGAGGUUGGCAGGUUUGAGCCACUUCUUGAAACCUUUGAACUUGGAUGCCAGCUUGUGAAAGAUGACAUCACGGGUACGGAAGUCCAUGUGUUCGGCCGCAAACCCCUCCUUUUGAAUGUGAAUCCAGUCAUUCUACGAAGACUCCAGUGGUAUAGCCGCAGACUGGCAGGCUCAGUAGUCCCUAUGCCAGACGAGCCAAAGCCAGUGCCCGUCCGGUAUGCCCUCUUGAAUUUGAGCGGAGUUCCAGUUGGGUUGCACCUCAAGUUGAAAGAUAUUGCCGCAGAUGCCUGGAUGGAUGUGCCGCCUACAGGCCAGACAUGGCGAUGCCUCGAUAACCUCGACUUCACAUUCCCACCCAGUGUAGGGGUGGCUGUUGCCGAGCCCCAUGUUCCUGCGUCACGUCGCCAGAUCGCCAGAUUGGAUCUUGGGCUUUUGAACUGCAUCAGGAUUCCAAACUCGCAGCUGAUCGUGCAAUUGCGGCGGCCCAGCGUGCUCGGUGCAGUUGUUUUGAUUUCCUCGAAAGUCCUGAUUUUCAACGAGACGUCCAUUCCGCUGGCCCUCCGCUUUGACGGGUCCAAGCCCCUGGUUUGGACGAGCUGUGCAAGCUCCGACCUUCUGGAUGGAACGGCCGACUUUUAUGAAUCUCAAGUUCGGGAUGGCUGCACACCAGGUGCAGUUCCUUCAUGGCUAAUGCCUGGCGGCCUUGCUAGUGUACCAUUGGAUCUUCCUCAGCCGAAAGACGACGACGAUGAUGACGACGAUGAGGAGGAUGAAGAUGAGGGUGCUACAAGUUGGGAGAUGAUGAUGCAAACCGAGCCAAAUAUGUGGGGCAAGGCCAGCUUUUCCUUCAACAGCACCUAUGCCUCCGUCCAGUGUGGCAGCCAGCACUUGCUUGCUGUGGUUGAUUACGAAACCUUAGCACCUCCAGCAUCAGAGAAGUUGAUGAAUGUCAAGCUGCUGCCACCUCUCCAGCUUACGUCAUGCCUGCCGUGCAAAGUUGAAGUACAAUAUCACAGCUUGGGUGAAGCUGUUGAAUCCUCACGACAAGUUGAGAUUGCGGAGACAGACACGGUGCGGAUCUAUGACAUCGGCUUUCCACAGACAGUUCGCAUUCGUGCCCGAGUUAUUGGUGGAGAAUGGUCAGAGUGGGGAACUUUGGAAUUGAACGAGGAGGACAUCGGGGAGGAAGAUCGCCGAUUGAGCAGACUAGAAGCAGAAAUGCAGGUUGAUACACCAGGAUUUGGCGAGUACACCUUCGCAUUGCUGGACAAGGGCAAUGGCAAGGUGCAGCUUUGCUGCCAGACUUGGCUUAUUGAUAGGACAGGGUGGAAUUUGAGCGUGGAACGUGAAGGUCCCCUCAUUGAUGCUGGAGAUGGAGUGCUCCUGUGUGGGAACAAUGUGAAAUAUCACAAAAUCAGCUCCAAUGGCAGAUGUGGACCUGAAUUUUCGUUACCUUCAGGCCAGAACGAUUGGACCAUCACCACAACGCACGAGGGCACCAACGUGACAGUGCGUGCGCGUCCAUUGCCUGGCCAGCAGGAUCACACAACUCGCUGCUUGGAAAUUGUGCCCCGGCACAUCGUCCAGAAUUUGACUGAGCACCCGGUGGAAUUCAGGUCAGGCGAUUGCCGCGUUGUGGUCCAGCCUAUGGACAUGGAAUCGCCAAAGUUCACGUCCGAAAACCUGCAGUUUCGCCCUUCCACAGCUUCGGCUUGGUCAGUUGAUAUUCCCGCAAUUGAGGAGUCUGCAGGCACCGCAUCUAUUGCGGUGGGUCGAUUCUGUUGGACGGUGGACAUCCGUGCUGACCAUGGCACCAUCUAUGUGUCCAUCAAACCUGGCAGCAAGUAUGCGCUCUGGAACAGGCUGCCGAAGGGUGAGUGUGAGAUCCGUGUGCGAUCAUUGCAGUUCCGCGCCCUUGCCGGUGAAGUCGUCGACUUUGCCUGGGUUGACCCAUUCUUCAAAGACAAGGAUCUCGAAGCAGAACUUAUUUUAGAAGAGGAGGACUUUACGAUAAAUCCGCGCACCAUGUACCAGAAGAAGUUACGUGGUCGAUUGGAGCUGUUCAGUUCUUUCGAAAACUCAACGACGUUCUUGGAAGUGCGGGAGAAACAGAGCUAUGAGCAACCAAUUGCGGCCAUGACGCUGAACCUGGUCCUUCCACGGAUUGGCGUGUCCUUGAUGGGCCGUUCGCCACAUCGGGUGCGCAUCUCUGAGCUCCUCUACCUCGAGUUGGCCCUACUGCAAGUGGUGGCAUCUACAAAGCCGAAGCAGGACAUGCAAGUGCUCAACUUCGCCCUUGGUGACCUGCAAUUGGAUUACCAAGUGCCAGAGAAUCCGCUACAACAUUGUGUAGUGAUUGGCAAUAGGGGUGUGUCAUCCCACACCUUAGCGCGAUCCUUUCUUCAAUUCCACCUUGAAAGGCAUCAGAUCUCAUCAUCAGAAAUGCAUUUGGCCUGCGUCUCUUUCAAGCUGGACGAUAUGGAGGUCACAGUUGACGACACCUUGAUCACCACAAUGCUCAACGUUUUGGACAUUCUCGUACCAGCACCGACCAAGACACAAGCUGGGUUUCCACUUGAUUCAGUGCAACAAGUGCGGAAGCAGGCCGGGGCCUCCAUUGUUCCAACACUUGACAAGAUUCCGGCGGCGGAACCAAUAUUUCAGAUUGAUGAGCUGAUGAUGUCCUCCAUCAGCGUGAAAAUCUGGAGUCGGAUCCGUCUGAAAAGGGUGAAGUCAUUCCUCCCAAGCUGGGCUUGCGGACUUGUAGGAGCAUUGUCCCUGUCGAACUCUAUGUCAAUGGAUGGAGCCGAAAUAUCUUUAUCAGCGAAGAGCUUGAAGAACAUGCUCGGCAAAGCUGCUGACCUGGCUUCUGGCUUCGUGCGGGAGUGGAUGGGCAACAUGCUGAAAUCUGUAGCUUCAUGCUUAGGCCAUUCGUCCUUGCUAGCUAUCCCAAAAGCUCCAAUGGAAUUGCUGGAAUCUGCAGGGGGCUAUGCAGCGCAAUUCGUUCCUGAUGCCGACUUGGACCACAUGGUGGAUCCAGACUAUGCUCAUCACCACAAGCUGCAGCGGCAGCAACCUAUCCGAGGCGCCUCUCAAGGAAUGCACAGUGCUGUGAGCAGCUUCGGUCAAGGGCUCAGCGGAAUGAUGGAUAUCUUCCGGAGACCCGUGGAAGGCGCCAAGCAGGAUGGUGUGAAGGGCUUUGUGAAGGGGGUUGGCACUGGCCUCGUCAGUGGUGUCGUCAAAGGUGUGACAGGAAUCAAAGAUGCUGCGAUGGACUUUGGGCGCGGCCUUGUGGCAGAGGCUCACAGAACCUUCAACCCGACGCAAGUGGUCAAAAAGCGAGUGAGGCAUCCCCGAGCAACGUUUGGACCCAUCGGUGCCAUCAUCGACUACUCAGAGCUAGAUGCCCAUGUCAUUGCUUACAUCCACAGCAAAGUCGACCCCAGAUGUGCAGUUGAAGCUGUCGUGCCACUCUUCAAGUGGAAGGACCAAAAGCCGCAAGACCAGCAAGACAAUGACAAGGUCCACGAAUCCAGUGAUGAAGACCAUCCUGAAACUGCACCUAUGGGGCCUAGUUUCGAGGCACUGGUGGUCACGAAGGACGAGAUUUUGCUGGCUGAAAUUCCCAACCAGAGGCUGCACGAGGUCAAGAGCUUUUACCCCGAUUUAGGAUACGAAAUGAGCGGGAAGAACAUGGUCCAUUCCCGCAUCCUUCAGCAUUUGCGCGCAGUGGAUCGGCCGGCCGGAUCCAAAUCCAGCUUUCAGAUUCGCCAUGCAAUCCCCUUUUCUUCGCUGAUCUCUGCAAAAUGGGCAGAGAGCAAACAAGAGGAGAAGGAACAGAAGCCCCCUUUGCAGUUGGAGAUCAGAGCACAACAAGCGAAUGGCCAGUUUGGGCACAUGUCAAUUAGCCAGCAGAGGAGCCUUCGCCCAUAUACUCUUGACUUGCCAAUGCCGUGGGGAGUAUGCCAAGAGCUUCCACAAUCGUUAAAAUCACUCCUAUCAUCUUAUGACUGCGGCUUACCACCGAAGCAGGUGGAAAUCUUGCAUUUGACAUUGUCGACCUUGCGUCGGGCAAUGCAAGGGGACGAGCUGGAAAACAAGACUGUGGUGGUGGAGGAAUGUUGGGAAGUGCAAAGGGCUGCAAUAGCAGCAGGCUUUGAGUCUGGGUGGCAGCUUCCCUUUCUACCAAAUGAACCAGAGCAGCAGAAUGGCUGGGUUGCUGAAGGUCUGCAGAGACGACAUCCACUGCUGGAUCCAAAUCGGAAUGCCGCGCGGAAAAAGAAAGGGCCACCCAUCAGACAGCUUCGUUUCUGGAAACCCAACGGAACGUGGCAGCGCGAGAUUAAUUCAGAUACCGACGCUGAAGGCUGGCAGUACGCCACUGGUUGGUCCAGCCGAGAUUGGCGAGCGGCACCUCGCAUCAUGCUUGAUGUUGUGCGGAGACGAAAAUGGACGUUGCAAUACACACUGAACUUCCUGGGCCAGAUGUCUUCGCCUUCGUUGCCCGCGCCAAAGCUACCUGUCUCGAUGGCUCCGUCUUUGGCGCCAUCAGUGACCGAGUCCGUGCCACCGUCAGCAGAUGUCUCAGCGUUUCCAUCGGCAGCGGCAUCCCCUACCCGAACGAAGCGCCGCCCAGAGCAGCCAGAAAGCUCAGCCUCAGCCAAGCCGGGUCCGAUUUCAGCUCGGCAGCUUCAUGACAUUGCUGCUGCGGCUGCCAGACGACAAUGGACCACCACACGCCGCCUGCCACUGCCAAGACCUUCGAGCAUUGCCUCUCCAAGCUCAGCUCAAUCACCAAGCUUUGCGCGACCACAAAGUGCAGCCAGCUCCAGUUACAGGCAGUCAACACAGGCAGUAGGACAGUCUCAUGGAGGUCAACUUCAGAGCUCUUUGCAUGUACCUCGGGUAGGGCAUGCGGGGCACGUACAGCCCACUGCAGCUACGACUGCAGUUGUCCAGACAGGAAGCUUCCCGCUAACCCGUGUCCCACAAAUGAGAGAUCCUCUCCUGGCAAGCUUUUCUUCAACAACCAGUAGGGUAUCAACUGCAACUGCUUCAAGGCCUCAAUAUCGCGUGGUGGUCAACCAAAGAUGAUGAUCACAAAUGCGUGCGGAGGUCAAGAAGCAGAAUGCCAACGCCAACGUUCAAUGCUCCUGUGGUAGAUGUGGUCGAAGGCACUCUUUAGCACGAGCCAAGACUUUGAAUGGCUUGCGCAGCAUGCGUCCACAUGUGACUGCCUUUCAGCUUGUUUCUGUUUCAUUAGAGUUUACGACAUCCUGUAAAAUAGGAUGUGUUCUCAGAGCUCGGCAAAGGAAAGGGCUCAUGAUGGUUUUAAAUGUAUAAACUUUACAGACAUCGGCAAAGGGCUCCGUUGAAAA